UAACCGGUUUUCCCUGGGAUUAUUUUUUGAGGACUUGCAGUUAUCUAUAGUUAAUUGCAGCAACUGAAAGUACAAUCAUUUCAGAUUAAUAAUAUUGAUUACCUUUUAGUAUACGUUAUGAACACUACAAGAACAUUAAUAGGAUAUUGUUUUGUACAUACGUGUCUUGUGCAAGUAUGUAUAUACACGCAAGUCAUGUCGUAUAUGAUGAUUUAUAGGGGAUUUGAUAUCGACAUUGAGGUUUGCUUAUGAUUUAACCCAUAAAUAUAUGUCCACUUUGUUAAACAUCUACAUUACUACUAACCUCGAAUUUCAAUACAAAAUCUUAACAUGAGUCUCGAUAAGUUUGCGCUACUCCUCCUUGCUUUCCUGAUUCUAGCUAACUUUUUUCAUCACUCUCAGGGCCAAAACUCAGAGCAGGACUAUCUCGACGCACAUAACAAAGCUCGUGCUGAAGUUGGCGUCGGACCGAUGACAUGGGACGUCACCGUGGCUGCCUAUGCAUUAAACUAUACCAAUUUGAGGGCCAGAGAUUGCAACCUCAUACACUCCAAUGGUCGGUAUGGUGAAAACCUUGCUAAAGGCACCGGUUCAUUCACUGGAACUGAUGCAGUUGAGCUGUGGAUUAAUGAAAAGAUUUAUUACAACAACGCAUCAAACACUUGUGCCAGGGAUCAGGUUUGUGGGCACUAUACUCAGGUGGUCUGGAGGAGCUCGAUCCGGCUUGGAUGCGCGAGGGUUUUGUGCAGCAAUGGCCUCUGGUGGUUCGUUACUUGUAGCUAUGAUCCUCCGGGUAACAUUAUUGUAAUUGGAUCUUCCUCAACACUUGGGAAGAGAGCAUCCAUUUGGAAGAUUUUGGUGCUAUCUCUCACCAUCUUGACCAUAAUCAUAUCGUAAAUGUUCUUUUCUAAUGCCACUUGAUCAGUCAACUUGUUUGCUUAAGCAACAAAUUUGUAGAACCAUCUCCCCUGCAAAAGCAUUCCAUUUCCAUACAAAAGCAAUUUAUCUUGUAGUAUUUGGAAGCCUCGACUAGUCAACCUUGUGUUUUUCACGUCACCUUUCGAGCAUUGUAUCUCAUCGGCUGUGGCCUAGAAAAUGCAACUUCCUCGUCAGCGUAUAUAGCUUAUUUAUAUAUUUUCUUGUGGGAACAAAAUCUACUAUAAACCUUUAAAGUACAUAUGAGAAUGGAUGUGUGAUACUCUAUUCAACUUGUAGUAUUGAAUCAACCGUUACCUGAUAUGUAUAGUAUAAUCUUCAACUGUGAUGUCUAUAUCUUUGUUACUCAUGACCUUUUGGUAUCAA
Molecule: messenger RNA, 1302 nt
Organism: Daucus carota subsp. sativus
Lineage: Eukaryota; Viridiplantae; Streptophyta; Magnoliopsida; Apiales; Apiaceae
Product: pathogenesis-related protein 1B-like
Exons: 1
Coding region: 331-897 (188 amino acids)
Cellular component (GO): extracellular region
Source: RefSeq, a predicted model, not a curated record